AUGAAUCUUCAAGUUCACAGAUGCAUCCGUUGGUUUGGAGUCCAUCCGAACAAGGAUGUGACAUCACCCGCCAUGUCAUCAAGCACCUUGGUGGAGGCACCCACAACACAUAGUGCUAUGAUUGACGGAAAAAUCGAGAAUAAUUGGUGGUCUCUUUUCUCAUUUAUUCCUUGGGUUACGAGUGCUAGAGGUAAUAUUCAGUUGCCAACAACUGUAAACAAAGAGCUAAAAAAACGGGCACAGCCCCGCACUGAAUACGCUGCCAUACGAUUCCGGCCCUACGUCUCGAAGGUCCCAUGGCACACGGGCCCAAGAGGCUUUCUGUCACAGUUAUUCCCAAGAUAUGGGCACUACUGUGGGCCUAAUUGGUCCAGCGGUAAGGACAGUGGGUCCCUCGUGUGGGACAAACGCCCAAUUGACUGGUUGGAUUUUUGCUGCUAUUGUCAUGAUAUAGGUUAUGACACACACGAUCAGGCUGAGCUUCUCAAGGCCGACCUGGCUUUCUUGGAGUGCCUGGAGAGGCCACAUAUGAGCACGAGAGGAGAUCCUCAGGUUGCUAGUCUCUACAAGUUUAUGUGCAUUUCAGGUCUUAGAAAUAUCUUGAUACCCUACAGGCAGAAUCUUGUGAAGUUACGAUCAGGAGAGCCAUUGAUUCCAUUUGCAUGGCUGAACAGUUUGAAAUUGAACGAUUUCUUGUCGAGAGUUAAAAGAUUCAGCGUAAAAGAAAGCGGGUCGGAUUAG
Molecule: messenger RNA, 741 nt
Organism: Striga hermonthica
Lineage: Eukaryota; Viridiplantae; Streptophyta; Magnoliopsida; Lamiales; Orobanchaceae
Source: the annotation of a GenBank genome assembly